Messenger RNA from Jatropha curcas, 684 nucleotides. RefSeq names its product putative germin-like protein 2-1. The record is from RefSeq and is a predicted model, not a curated record. Lineage: Eukaryota; Viridiplantae; Streptophyta; Magnoliopsida; Malpighiales; Euphorbiaceae. Gene Ontology annotation, molecular function: manganese ion binding.
UGAACGGUGAGUCGUUUGUUUUCAUUAGUCAUGGCUUCCAAAAAUUUGCUAUUUCUGGGACUCCUACUUGCUUUAAGUCGCUCUCUUGCUUUAGCAUCAGAUAGUAGUCCUCUUCAAGAUUUCUGUGUGGCAAACCCAAAUGCUCAAGUGCUAGUGAACGGUUUACCAUGCAAGGACCCAAAGCAAGUACAAGCAAGUGAUUUCUUCUUUACUGGGCUGAACAUGGCAGGCAACACAUCGAACCAAGUGGGUUCAAGGGUGACCCCAGUCACAGUAGCACAACUACCAGGCCUAAACACUCUCGGGAUCUCUUUGGCUCGUAUAGACUUUGCACCAUCUGGUAUUAACCCUCCACACACACAUCCAAGAGCUACUGAAAUUUUGACCGUUUUGGAGGGUAGCCUUGAAGUAGGGUUUGUGAGUUCUAAUCCAGACAAUCGUCUUAUUACGAAAGUCCUUAAUAAGGGUGAUGUCUUUGUUUUCCCUAUUGGCCUUAUUCAUUUUCAAAGAAACGUAGCAAAAUAUAAUGCUAUUGCCAUUGCUGCUCUUAGUAGCCAAAACCCAGGAGUCAUAACUAUAGCUAAUGCAGUUUUUGGGUCAAAGCCUGAUAUUUCUAGUGAUAUUCUUGCCAAGGCUUUUCAGGUUGACAAGAAUGUGAUUUCUCAAAUUCAAGCUAAGUUCUAA